UCUGGUCUUUUUUCCACUUUCCAUCUUCUUCUCUCUCUUCCCCAACCAUUCUCUCAUGAACUUCAUACAAAGCUCUCUCCACUCAGAGGGCUUACCCGUUUGAACCAAUCCUUUAAAAGGUUUCGAUUUUUAUCCUCUCUCUCCCUCUCUUUCUCUUUUAAGCUCUGUUGUGUGAAUUUUGGACUUGAAAACAUGAUGGCUCACUCCAUGGACGAUAGAGACUCUCCUGAGAAAGGAUUUGACUCCGGCAAGUACGUGAGAUACACGCCUGAGCAAGUCGAAGCUCUCGAGAGAGUUUACGCCGAGUGCCCUAAACCUAGCUCUCUCCGUAGACAGCAACUCAUUCGAGAAUGCCCCAUUCUCUGCAACAUCGAGCCUCGACAGAUCAAAGUCUGGUUCCAGAAUCGCAGAUGUCGAGAGAAGCAGAGGAAAGAAUCUGCUCGGCUUCAGACGGUGAACAGAAAGCUGAGUGCUAUGAACAAGCUUUUGAUGGAGGAGAAUGACCGUUUGCAGAAGCAAGUCUCCCACUUGGUUUACGAGAAUGGGUUCAUGAAACACCGAAUCAACACUGCAACUGGGACGACCACAGACAACGGCUGUGAAUCUGUGGUCGCGAGUGGUCAGCAACGUCAGCAGCAAAACCCGACACAUCAGCAUCUUCAACGUGAUGCUAACAACCCAGCUGGUCUUCUCUCGAUUGCGGAGGAGACCUUGGCGGAGUUCCUUUGCAAGGCUACAGGAACUGCUGUCGACUGGGUUCAGAUGAUUGGGAUGAAGCCUGGUCCGGAUUCGAUUGGCAUCGUCGCUGUUUCACGCAACUGCAGUGGAAUAGCAGCACGUGCCUGUGGCCUCGUGAGUUUAGAACCCACGAAGGUUGCUGAAAUCCUCAAAGAUCGUCCAUCUUGGUUCCGUGACUGUCGAAGUGUGGAGACUCUGAGUGUUAUACCCACUGGAAAUGGCGGUACUAUCGAGCUCAUCAACACUCAGAUUUAUGCUCCCACAACACUAGCAGCAGCUCGUGACUUUUGGACCCUGAGAUAUAGUACAAGUCUAGAAGAUGGAAGCUAUGUGGUUUGUGAGAAGUCACUCACUGCUGCAACUGGUGGCCCCAAUGGUCCACUUUCUUCGAGCUUUGUGAGAGCCAAAAUGCUGUCAAGCGGGUUUCUUAUCCGUCCUUGUGACGGUGGUGGUUCCAUCAUUCACAUUGUUGAUCAUGUUGAUUUGGAUGUUUCAAGUGUUCCUGAAGUCCUGAGGCCUCUCUAUGAAUCUUCUAAAAUUCUUGCUCAGAAAAUGACCGUUGCUGCUCUGAGACAUGUGAGGCAAAUUGCUCAAGAGACUAGUGGAGAAGUUCAGUUUAGUGGGGGACGCCAGCCUGCUGUCUUACGAACUUUCAGUCAAAGACUCUGCCGGGGUUUCAAUGACGCUGUGAAUGGUUUUGCGGAUGAUGGAUGGUCUCCAAUGAGUAGUGAUGGGGGAGAGGAUAUUACUAUCAUGAUCAACUCUUCCUCUUCUAAAUUCUCUGGCUCUCAAUACGGAAACUCGUUUCUUCCAAGUUUUGGAAGCGGUGUCCUCUGUGCCAAAGCUUCUAUGCUGUUGCAGAAUGUACCACCCCUUGUACUGAUUCGGUUCUUGAGAGAACACCGAGCUGAGUGGGCAGACUAUGGCGUUGAUGCUUACUGUGCUGCAUCUCUCAGAGCCACUCCAUUCGCUGUUCCAUGCGUUAGAACCGGUGGGUUCCCCAGUAACCAAGUCAUCCUUCCUCUCGCACAGACACUCGAACAUGAAGAGUUUCUGGAAGUGGUUAGACUCGGAGGUCAUGCUUACUCACCCGAAGACAUGGGCUUAUCCAGGGAUAUGUACUUACUGCAGCUUUGCAGUGGUGUUGAUGAGAAUGUGGUUGGAGGCUGUGCACAGCUUGUCUUUGCACCUAUUGAUGAAUCCUUUGCUGACGAUGCACCUUUGCUUCCUUCUGGCUUCCGUGUCAUUCCCCUUGACCAUAAAACUUCUCCGAAUGAUCAUCUUUCUGUGAAUCGAACAAGGGAUCUAGCAUCAUCUCUAGAUGGUUCCACCAAAACAGACACAAACACAAACUCCAGAUUGGUCUUAACCAUAGCCUUCCAGUUCACAUUUGAUAACCAUUCAAGAGACAAUGUUGCUACGAUGGCGAGGCAGUACGUGAGGAAUGUUGUUGGUUCGAUUCAGAGAGUUGCUUUAGCAAUUACGCCACGUCCUGGCUCGAUGCAGUUUCCCACUUCCCCUGAAGCUCUCACUCUGGCCCGUUGGAUCUCCCGCAGUUACAGCAUUCAUACGGGAGCAAACAUGUUCGGAGCUGAUACUCAAGGUUGUGAUGGAGACACAUUGCUUAAGCAACUCUGGAACCAUUCUGAUGCCAUCUUGUGCUGCUCCCUCAAAACUAUUGCAUCGCCGGUAUUUACAUUUGCAAACCAAGCCGGUUUAGACAUGCUUGAAACAACACUAGUGGCACUUCAAGACAUAAUGCUGGACAAGACUCUAGAUGACUCUGGUCGUAAAGCUCUUUGCUCUGAGUUCGCUAAGAUCAUGCAGCAGGGAUAUGCUAAUCUUCCGGCGGGAAUAUGCGUGUCAAGCAUGGGGAGACCAGUUUCGUAUGAGCAAGCGACGGUGUGGAAAGUUCUUGACGACAAUGAGUCGAAUCACUGCUUGGCUUUCAUCCUGGUGAACUGGUCCUUCGUGUGAAGAUGUUUGUUUGUGAAAGAAGAAGAAAGGGAUGAUGUAUUGUUAUGUUAUAUAUUAAGGUUAGGAUGCUGUUUUUUCUCACUAAGGUUUGUUAAAUCUAGAGGGUCAACAAUAUGUGUAAUAAUGUUGACAAAUGUGAUGAUGUCUCUUUAAACAAUUAUGACACUAUGUAUGGCAUGACUUAUUAUUUAUGUUUUGUGUUUAUCUUGUUUCUUA
Messenger RNA from Brassica oleracea var. oleracea, 2931 nucleotides. RefSeq names its product homeobox-leucine zipper protein ATHB-9. The record is from RefSeq and is a predicted model, not a curated record. Gene Ontology annotation, molecular function: lipid binding; DNA-binding transcription factor activity; DNA binding. Lineage: Eukaryota; Viridiplantae; Streptophyta; Magnoliopsida; Brassicales; Brassicaceae. Bases 193 to 2715 code for a protein of 840 amino acids. The transcript has 17 exons.